Messenger RNA from Asparagus officinalis (garden asparagus), 1219 nucleotides. Its product is annotated as protein DMR6-LIKE OXYGENASE 1-like. Bases 81 to 1079 code for a protein of 332 amino acids. The record is from RefSeq and is a predicted model, not a curated record. The transcript has 4 exons. Lineage: Eukaryota; Viridiplantae; Streptophyta; Magnoliopsida; Asparagales; Asparagaceae.
GUCACUAUCCGCCCCUUCACUUCAUCAUUUUAUCCCUGGUUCUCAAAAUAGCUAGUAACUCCAUCCCAUUUCUCUUCAUCAUGGCUUCUCCUCUUCAUCUAGAUGGCUCAGAUGUCAAUAACAACUCUUCAAUCAAAGAUCUUGAAAACAUAGUCGAAGAUGUGGAGAUUCCAGUCAUCGAUUUCUCUCUGCUUACUGAAGGAACACCUGAUCAACGGUAUCUGGUUGUUCAGGAACUUGCCAAGGCCUGCGAAGACUGGGGAUUCUUUGUGCUUGUGAACCAUGGAGUACCUGAUAAACUGAGGAAUGCUUUAAUGGACACAUUCAAGGGAUUCUUCAACCUACCGCCAGAAGACAAACAGGAUUCCGCUGACACGCAUGCGAUGAAUCCUAUCCGAUACGGAACCAGCUUCAAUGCAAAGGUAGAUGAUAACAAAUACUGGAGGGAGUAUCUUAAAGUUAUGACACACCCAGAGUUUCACUGUCCUACAAAGCCUCCGCAAUUUAGAGAAGAACUGAAAGAGUACAGUGCAUGCAUAAGAGAGCUAGGAAAGAAAUUGCUUGGAGGGAUCUGGGAGGGUCUUGGACUAGACAAUAACUACAUGAGAGAGGCAUUAAACCUCGGCAAUUGCUUCCAAAUUGUCGUAGGAAACCACUAUGCUCCAUGUCCACAGCCGGAAAAGGCUAUGGGCUUACCCCCUCAUUCUGACCACGGCCUAAUCAGUAUCCUCUAUCAGAACGACGUCGAUGGUCUUGAAGUACAACAUGACGGUAAAUGGGUCCGUGUCAAGCCGUUACCCAACUCGUACCUCAUCAACACAGGUGACCAAAUGGAGAUUGUUAGCAAUGGCAAAUACAAGAGCAUUGUCCACCGAGCUGCGGUAAAUGAGAAGAGAGCGAGGAUGUCAAUUGUGACUGUUACAGGUCCAUCCUUGGACACAACUGUGGUCGCAGCUCCCCAGCUCGUCAGCGGCGAGAGCCCGGCAACAUUCCGAGGGAUGAAAUAUGGAGAGUUUAUGGAGUACCAACAGGGUCACGGCCUCCAGGAGAAAUCUGUUUUGAAGCUGUUGCGACUAUGAAUCUGAAUAUUACUACUACAGAUGUAUGUCUUAUACAUGAUCCCAUGAAUAUAUUUGAGUUGUGUAUAAACUUAUCUAUGUUGUAACCUUUAUCAACUUGUUUGAAUGAAAUUAAGGCAAAAACCUCAAGAACAGCCAAA